AUGUCCUCUUUAAACAUUCUUUCUCUACUUGACAACAAGCAUAUUAACGCUUUCUUUGACAACCCAUCCCGUGCCCAAUCCGGCAUUAUUGCUGGCUCCGUUGCUAUUGUUUCCCUCUGUGCUGCUUAUUCACUUGGGUCGCGAUUAAGAGGCAGCAACAAUGGUGUGCCUUUGGUGCCAUAUACAUUCCCAAUCAUUGGCUCUACCAGAGAAUACCGAGAUGAUCCACAAGCUUUCAUCGAAAAAUGGACAGCCAAGCUUGGCCCAGUGUUCAGGGUGCAUCUUUUUGGAAGGAUUCAUACAGUGGUCUCUGAUCGCUAUGUACGCGAGGUCUUCCUCAACAAUGAUUUCGAUUUUCUCAAAGGCACCGGCAAGCGUUUUGAUACCUUGUUGUUGACCGAUACAACAUUGCAAGACGUUGAUAUCGAGGUAUUCCGUAUGGUGGUCAUGAAGCACCUGACCAAGGAAAUGAAGCACUACACCCCCCGUGUAGUAGAACAUUUAACCGCUGGUGGUGAUGAGAAGCUUGGUGAUGCUAAAGAACCCAAGGAAUUGGUACACUUAUUCCCCUUGUUACAGCACAUGGUCGCCAAGGCCAGUGCAUCCAUUUUUGUGGGCACCGAGCUUGCAGCUGACGAUGCUGUCGUUGAAACAUGCAAAAACAUUGCAAUUGAUAUUGGCAGUGAACUUGGCCCAAGCAGCUAUAUUAUGGAUGCAUUCCCAUCGCUAGCACGUUUGCGCAUGUGGUAUAUCGGCAAGUACGGCAAGGCAAUUAACAAGCAUAGACAACAUUUGCUCCACGCACUUGGCCCUGUCAUUGAUAAGCGUUUGGCUGCUGCCGAAAAGGGAGGCGAUUGGGAUAGACCUCAAGAUAUUCUUCAAGAUAUCAUUGAAACCAUCAAUCUCACUCUCGACAAUCCAAAGCGCCACAUCCUUCCUGUGAAAUGGCUUCUUGCUCUAUUUUUCGCUUCAAUCCACACCACCAGCGAAAACUCAACCAUCGUCCUUUAUCGUAUUAUGCAAAAUCCAGAGAUCAUUGACGUCUUGUUGGAAGAACAAAACGAGGUCCUCGAAAAGCACUAUGGCACCAACAUUGAUUAUAGUGACACCACCAAGUUGUUCACUGGUGAAGUGAUCAAAGACUUGGUCAAGCUUGAUAGUGUAUGCCGUGAAGCCAUGCGUUCUCGCAACUCAUACCUUGAACUUCCUCACACAUACGUUGGCAAAUCUCGCAUCACUUUGUCUUGUGGUGCUGUGAUUGAACCAGGACACGAUGUAUUAAUCAACAUGUGGGGAAACCACCGUGAUGCUAAGAUUCAACGCGACACUAUUGGUGAUCAUCAUGACUUUAAGCCUUUCCGCUUUGUUGGUUUGGAUCGUCAAUCAACAAAGAUUGGUGAUGAUUUCCUCAUGUUUGGUCAAGGACGUCAUGCAUGCCCUGGUCGCUGGUUCGCAAUCCAGGAAAUCAAAACCAUUGUAUCUGUGCUCAUCCGGUACUACAAGCUUACCCCCAAGGGUCCCAUUACCUUCCCUACACAUCCUCGUAUGCCCAUGCCCGCUGGUGAAGUCAUUAUCCAAAGGAGAGAAUAG
This is a messenger RNA of Lichtheimia ornata, 1590 nucleotides long. RefSeq lists its product as uncharacterized. The transcript is spliced from 9 exons. NCBI's taxonomy places the organism in Eukaryota, Fungi, Mucoromycota, Mucoromycetes, Mucorales, Lichtheimiaceae. Gene Ontology annotation, molecular function: iron ion binding; oxidoreductase activity, acting on paired donors, with incorporation or reduction of molecular oxygen; monooxygenase activity. The record is from RefSeq and is a predicted model, not a curated record. The coding region runs from base 1 to 1590 and encodes 529 amino acids.